Molecule: messenger RNA, 2811 nt
Organism: Closterium sp. Yama58-4
Lineage: Eukaryota; Viridiplantae; Streptophyta; Zygnematophyceae; Desmidiales; Closteriaceae
Source: the annotation of a GenBank genome assembly
AUGGCACAAUUGCAACCACGUGAAGCCGCGAGAGUGGUGAGGCUCGCCUUCUUUAUCCUCGUUCCCCUUUGCUCCUCUCCGCCAUCACCCCUCAUCACCCCUCAUUGUCCCUUAUCGCCCCUCAUCGCCCUUCAUCACCCGUCAUCACUCCUCGUCACUCCUCAUCAUCCCCUGUCAGGUGCGGAAUUUUGUGCAGCUGUGUCUGGAGGGAUACUACGACAAGACCAUCUUCCACCGCAUCAUCCCUGGCUUCAUGGUGCAGGUGAGGUCAGCGGUGCCGCAUGCAGUCAUCAACCUCAUCAUUAUCCACUCCCCCGCCUCUCACGUUCUAAGGUGGAGAUCCAACCGGAAGCGCGACAGGGGGCGAGUCCGUCUACGGGUAGCCCUUCAAGGACGAUUUGCUUGCACUCACGCCUGCGCUUCUCUCUGUGCUUCCUUGCCUCUUCCACUCCCUCUCCUUGCUUGCUUCGCCUCUUCCCCUCCUCUCCUCCCACACAACAGGGAGACGAUCCCGCAGGUUCAGGCACAGGAGGAGGCGAGUCGAUCCACGGGAAGGCUAUCAGGGACAAGUUUCACUUGCGCGUGCGCUUCUCCAUUUGCUGUCAUUCUUCAAUCACUCCCUCUUUUCCCACUCCCUCUUUUCCCACUCCCUCUUUUCCCACUCCCUCUUUUCCCACUCCCUCUUUUCCCACUCCCUCCACUCCCGAUUCUCCCUCACCGCAGAGGGGAGACUUAACCGGGUCAGGCCCAGGAGGCGAGUCCAUCUAUGAGGAGCUCUUCAAGGACGAGUUCCACUCACGCCUGGGCUCCUGCCUUUGUUCCUUACCUCAUCCACUCCCUCUUCUUGGGUGCCUUCUCAAGCCUCCAUCCCUCCUCCCCUCCCACAACAUCGGGAGGCGACCUCACAGGAUCCGGCACAAGAUUGGAAUGGAAUUUAUCCACAGGGAGCCCUUUAAUAAGGAGCUUCAUUCCACUGGCGCCUGCGCUUCUCCCUCUUCUUUGACCCCCUCAACUCUCGCUCCACCUUCAUCACAGGGAGGAGAUCCAACGGGAUCGGGCACAGGAGGAGAGUCAAUUUAUGGGGAACCGUUUAAAGACGAGUUCCACUCGCGCCUGCGCUUCUCCCACCGCGGCCUCGUGGCGUGCGCCAAUGCAGGCGCGCCCCACAGCAACGGAAGCCAGUGGUUCUUCACUCUCGACCGCUGUGACUGGCUGGACAAGAAACACACCAUCUUUGGCAAGGUCACAGGAGACACCAUCUUCAAUGCGGUGCGACUGGGGGAGGUGGAUACUGACGACAAUGACAGGCCUUUUGACCCGCCGUCGAUAAUCAGCGUGGAGGUCAUCUGGAACCCAUUCGAGGACAUCGUUCCCAGGACGCUGCCUGCUAGACAGCAACAAGAAACCGCGGCGAAGAGCCGAGGCAGGGACAAGGAGAAGCGCAGGCAGCAGCAAUCUCAAGUCAAGGGAACCAAGCAAUUGAAUCUGCUGUCGUUUGGAGAGGAGGCGGAGGAGGAGGAGGCUCAAUUGGAGGAAGCGAAUCUGAGGAUGAGGAGCAGCCACGACGUGCUCAAAGACCCUCGCCUGCUGGCUGAAACAGCGGAGGCAGUUCAACAGAAGCUGGCCGGACGGGGAGGGGACGCAGAAGGGGAUGAGGAAGACGAGGAGAAUGGGCGAAGAGAGGGGGGAAGAGAAAGGGAGAGAGAAGGGGAUAGAGAAGGGGAGAGGCUUCUUAGAGGGAGAGACAACGACAGACACAGGGAGAGAGCAGGUGGUGAGGAUGGGAUCAUGAGAGGUCAGAAGGGAGAGGAAAGGGGAAGGGAGAGGAGAGGCAGGGAGGAGAGAGGAGGUGAGGGAGAGAGGGGAGGUGAGGGGGAAGGGGAAGAUGAGGGGGAGGAAGCGAGUUUUGAUGAGCUGAUGAGGAGAAGGGUGUUGGAGAAACAGAGAAGGUUUGGGAAACAUGGGGGUGCGAGUGAAGGGGGGCGGAGAGGGGAGAAAGCAGGGAGAGGAGGAGUUGGAGAGGGAGGGGAGAGGGAGGGGAAAGGGAGGGGAGAGGGAGGGGAGAGGGAGGGGAAUGCAAGGAGGAACCAGGAUGGUGCCGACACAGGGGAGCAGGGAAAAAGGGGACGAGCAAAGGAGGAACGAAGAAAGGAGGAGGAGGAUGAGGAUGGGAGUGGUGACAGUGAUGGUAGUGAUGGGAGUGAUGAGGAAGAGGGGGGGAGAGGAGGAAAGGGGAGGGUGAGGGUAGAGAAGCUGCGAUUGAGGAAAGGGGCGAAGGGAGUUGGGAAGGGAGGAGGGGAGGGGGAAGGAGGAGGGGGGACAGCGGGAGGGGGGUUGCUGGGGGAGGAGGAGGAGAGACGGCAGCAGAUGAGGCAGAGGAAACGAGCUCUGGGGUCGAGACAAGAGAAGACCCUUGAGCUUUUAAAUCGCUUUAAAUCAAAGCUGGCAGCAUCCAAGGCAGUACAGCCGAGCGAGACACGCGCAGACAAAGACAAGGAGGAGGGUGCAGAUGAGAUGAGAGCGGACCGGAGAGAGAGGGCGAGGGAAGGAGAGAGCGGCAGGGACGGGAGCAGCAGCAAGGAGGGCAGCAGACAGCGAGGGUCGUCGGAUUUGCAAGGGAAGGGGCCAGGAGCAGCGGCAUAUGGGCCAGGGGGGAAGGCAAGGCAGGAUGACGAGAUGCUUAGAAAUGAUGACCCGGAUCAGUACGCGGUGCACGAUCCGCUGCUGGAGAAGGGCAAGGAGAAGUUCAACAAGAUGCAAGCUAAGAUGAAGAGAAGGAUCAGGGAGUGGGCUGGCCGGUCACUGGACUGA